Molecule: messenger RNA, 936 nt
Organism: Salvia hispanica
Lineage: Eukaryota; Viridiplantae; Streptophyta; Magnoliopsida; Lamiales; Lamiaceae
Gene: CSD2
Product: copper/zinc superoxide dismutase 2
Biological process (GO): superoxide metabolic process
Molecular function (GO): copper ion binding
Source: RefSeq, a predicted model, not a curated record
UCGCCUACUCUCACACACACCUAAUCCAAUCCUAUGCAAGCAGCUCUCGCAGUCAUGGCCGCACACUCUCUUCUUGCAGCCGCCUCCGCCUCCCACCAACCUCUCCUCUUCCCCACCAUUUCCUCCACCUCUUCACAAUCGCCCCAAUUUCACUCCUCCUUCCACGGCGUCGCUCUCAAGCCCAAAAUCCGCCCAUUUCUUUCCCUCUCCGCCGCCGCCGCCCCCAAGCCCCUCGCCGUCGUAUCCGCCGCCAAAAAGGCUGUCGCCGUCCUCAAGGGGACUUCCGGCGUCGAGGGCGUUGUCACUCUUACCCAGGAUGGCGAAGGACCAACUACUGUUAAUGUUCGGAUCACCGGGCUCGCUCCGGGCAAGCACGGAUUUCAUCUGCACGAGUUUGGUGACACUACGAAUGGAUGCAUUUCAACAGGACCACAUUUCAAUCCGAAUGGUUUGACACAUGGAGCUCCUGAAGAUGAAGUCCGUCAUGCGGGUGAUCUGGGAAACAUAAUUGCCAACGCCGAGGGCGUGGCUGAGGCAACAAUAGUGGACUCUCAGAUCCCUUUGACUGGUCCUAACGCAGUUGUUGGAAGAGCCUUCGUGGUUCAUGAACUCGAGGAUGAUCUUGGAAAGGGUGGUCAUGAGCUCAGUCUUUCUACUGGCAAUGCUGGAGGGCGCUUGGCUUGUGGGGUUGUGGGUUUGACUCCCCUCUAAACUAUACCAAUGCUUCAGAAAGUCAACCCCGUUGUGCACUCUGUAUCUGUCUGUGGUUCGUAUAGAGGCUUGUGGUAGCAGCAGUAUUAGAUAAGUGGCAUUGUUCAUUGUCAACGAAUAAUGUUGUGUGCAUAAGCUGUGUGCCAGAUAGAUACUAAGCUUGUAUUCCAUUGCUACUGCCUGAAUUGGUUUGGAUUGAAAUAAAAUCGGGAUUAAAUUGUUUAA